CUCUCCCUCUCUUUCUCUUCCCUCCUUCUUCCCCUCCUCCUUCUUCUACCCCAUCCGCCUCCCCUCCCUCUCUUUUUACUUCUCCUUCCCCCUCCGUCUCCAUGAGCCCUUGAUCCCUUGUUCGCGACAUCAUCGACCCACCGUACAUUGUGAGCACAAUAUAUCACUAUCCUGUUCAAACCCUAAGACCGCCUUCCCCCCUCUCUUGUCGAUAGCUCAAUUUACACACUUCAAUCGCAUCUUCAAUUGCACAUUUCACUCACACUACAACCGAGCGCGAAAAAACCAGCGAAUGUCUCCCUAUUCACACCGCCAACCCGUCGCCUCGAUUUCACAGUCCAUGUUCAGCACCCUUGACAACGACCUCAGCAGAUACCAGUUGGGCUAUGGGGUGACCGACGAAACCAACCCGGCGACACUUCAUGUUAAUGAGGGUGACCUCUCUCACGACCCAGUCUAUCCAGGCGCCGACGUCAGUUACUUCAACGGUCUCCCCUUCAAUUUCCAGGCUGCACACAACUUUGUCGCGGUUUAUUCAAUUCCUCGUGGAGAACCUAGCGGAGUCGACUCGCUAUCCAUGAACGAACUUUCUGCUGGAAUCGUGUCCGCCACAAAGAGCAGCAAGACCACCAACGGUGUCGGAAGUAAUAGCAGCAGAAUCGGCACAGAUGCCAAGGGCACCUACAGCCAAGAAACAGCUGAAUGGUCGCGCUUCACCAUCAAUCAACUCUCGUCGUCGUCAGCAGGCAACCUCACAGUCAACAGCAACAGCAGUAAUCCGUCUUUACUCUUCUCCGCCUCGUCUUCCCCUUCGACCUCAUUGCCCGUCUUCGCGUCCGACGCUGCCCUUAGCCAAAACAUCCCUAGAGUCAUUUCCGCGGCAACAGGAUCAUCUUCUGCUCCAGUCAUGAACUAUAUGAUGACAAACCAGAAUUAUCUUCUGGUUCACUCACAACAGCACCCUAGCCAUCAACAACAGCAACAUCACCAACAACCACGCCGUCAACAACAAAUAACACCUGCAGAUGACAGCGGCAACUACUAUAUGGCAUUUUCAUCGAAUGAUUAUCAAGGAUUAGCGUUCAGUAACCAUCCGAGCGCAUCCUACCCACAGGCACAGUAUACCCACUGGAGCACCACCCAAUUGCCCGUCGAUUCUACUCCCGCCUCUACAGCCAUAACAACGUCCAAUGUCGCAUGGACCAACGAUGCUGUAGGCAGUGCACACAUGAUGCAUAUGCAGUGCACUGCUGCUAGUGCAACCCCGUCUUCUGCAGCAACAACAAGCAAGGACAACUGCAGCAGCAAUGACAAUGCACCCCAUGCACAGCGACAGCUUCAGAGGCCUAGACAGAUGCAGUCGCAGCAGUUGCAGAUCAUGACCUCGCUCGAGUCCGGCAUCGCCUCGAUGUACUCACAGACCACCUCUACCGCCAAAAAGUUUGUUCCUCAGCAGCAGCAGCAGUCCUCGAUUGUCAGCCCAGUACAGCACUAUCCCUGGGGCAUGGCACCUUCACCCGUGGAGUCCUGCUUCACGUCGGAUUCGUCUACGCCUUCGUUCGCACCCCUGUCGCCUUCGAUCUCAUACUCCAAUUCGGAUCUCGGCAGUAUGUCUUGCGAUUCCUCAAGGCCGACCUCGCCCUCGUUUAACCAGUCAGGGUUCAUGUAUGAGGGAUACCUCUUAGAACGCCGGCUGCACCGACAAGGCUCUGAGUCAUCUAUCAUCCGGUCCAGGAAGUCAUCGACAUCUUCGACCUCGUCCAUUGUUUCUCAACGGCGCAUGUCAACUCUUCGAGAAUCAACCACCAGUCCCUCGUCAUUUUCUGGCAUGACCACCACGACCACCACAAUCUCUUCUUCUCCCGCCUCAACCUUGUUGUCGUCGCCGACCCACCAAUGUCCAAAGUGUGGACAAUGUUUCGCCGGCCCCGCAGUGUUAGUGCGCCAUAUCGAAUCCAUCCACGACAAACUGCUCUGGAACUGUGUCGGCUGCAAAUCCAACCUCUCACGCAGGGACGCUGUAACGAGACACAUCAAUCUCUCGCCCAUGGAUUCAGUCUGCAGAGCUGUAGGUACCAUCGGACAAAUCAAAAUGAUCAACGGAAAUGAGAUCCAGUACGAGAUCAGUUCCUAUCGAGCGAAGCCAUUGGACGAGGUCAUGAACCGGAUGGGAAAGAAGAUUUCAACGACGCUGAGGAAGGAGAUUGACCUGGCCAAGGUUCGUGGCAGUAAUGGCGACAAUGGAUCGACAGUACAUACUUCAAGUGGAGGCCUCGAGGGAUUGGAGGAGGACGAAGGAUUGGACUGCCUGGGGGGAAGGGGGAGCGAAGAUGCGGAUGGACGGACGGAGUUGGAGGCAGAGGAUGAGCGGUAUGGUGAGGAUGAGGAUGAGGUACAGCAAAAGAAGCGCAGACGAUCAUCGAUGCCGACUCUGGCGCGUCGAAAGAAAUGAGAGGGCCCAGGCGUCGCUUGCCGUUCACACCAUCGAUGGUGCAGCAGUUUAUAUACCCAUUUUCUUUUCUCCUUUUUCAACAUACAUCACACAACUUUUCAUCGUCUCUGUUUUUUUGCCCAACACGCACUUCACACAAAAAAUGAAACCAACAUAUCAUCCGCAUGCUUGUACAUUUUCCUUCAACUCGUCAUUUUUUUCUUUUUUUUUGCGAGCCUUGUUGUGCAUAGGAUGCUCUUCUCCUUGUCUUUCCUGGUCAGCUUCCCUAUAAAAAGUUCAAUCUGCUUCAGUUUACGUUACGUUCGCAAGAACUCCAGACCGGGCAGAUUCGUGGGAUGUGAAAAACUCGCUUGUCGAGAUUUCCAAGGCGCACACGUAGGACUGCAGUACCAUCGAUUUUUUUUUUUUUUUUUUGGGGAUUU
Gamsiella multidivaricata is the source of this 2874-nucleotide messenger RNA. RefSeq lists its product as uncharacterized. Lineage: Eukaryota; Fungi; Mortierellomycota; Mortierellomycetes; Mortierellales; Mortierellaceae. The transcript has a single exon. The coding region runs from base 293 to 2452 and encodes 719 amino acids. The record is from RefSeq and is a predicted model, not a curated record.